Coffea eugenioides is the source of this 549-nucleotide messenger RNA. Its product is annotated as agamous-like MADS-box protein AGL62. Gene Ontology annotation, biological process: regulation of transcription by RNA polymerase II. The transcript has 2 exons. The record is from RefSeq and is a predicted model, not a curated record. Bases 1 to 549 code for a protein of 182 amino acids. Gene Ontology annotation, molecular function: RNA polymerase II cis-regulatory region sequence-specific DNA binding; protein dimerization activity; DNA-binding transcription factor activity, RNA polymerase II-specific. Lineage: Eukaryota; Viridiplantae; Streptophyta; Magnoliopsida; Gentianales; Rubiaceae.
AUGAACAACAUGAUGAUGAAGAAGAAGACGACCCAAGGUCGAAAAAAAAUCGAGAUCAAGAAGAUAGAAAACUUGAGCAACAGGCAAGUAACCUUCUCCAAGCGAAGAGUCGGUCUCUUCAAGAAAGCAAGUGAACUUUGCGUCUUGACCGGGGCAGAAGUUGCCAUCAUCGUUCAUUCUUUGGGCAAGCGCGUCUUUGCUUUUGGUCACCCCAACAUUGACGCUGUUAUUAACCGCUAUACCACGGGGUCGGCAUCAUCAUCAUCAUCAUCCUCCUCGUCAUCCGUUGCUGAUCCGAAAACCCCAUUGGGUGCUCAUGAGAUUCAACAACACAACCGACACUAUGCUAAAGUGUCCAAAGAAUUAGAGGUCGAGAGAAAAAGAAAGGAAUUGAUUGAAGGUUCGAAGUUAGAGAACGGUGGGAGUUUUUGGUGGGAUGACCCAAUUGAGCAUAUGGGUUUGGAGGAGCUUCAACAGUAUAAAGCUUCAUUGGAAGAGUUGAAGAAAAAGCUGUUGAUGAGAGCCGAUGACUUGAUGCUUUGGUUGUGA